Molecule: messenger RNA, 948 nt
Organism: Sceloporus undulatus (fence lizard)
Lineage: Eukaryota; Metazoa; Chordata; Lepidosauria; Squamata; Phrynosomatidae
Gene: CDPF1
Product: cysteine rich DPF motif domain containing 1
Exons: 6
Coding region: 505-888 (127 amino acids)
Source: RefSeq, a predicted model, not a curated record
AAACCAGUGUGGAGGCAGCCCGACUAGUGCGGGGAACCCGGAGCAUGCGCACUCUCCAAGCCACGUCCUCCUCCCUCCCUCCCUCCCUCCCUCCUCCGGGGAAUAAUUGAGAGCGUUUUCUUCGGGAGCCGCGAAAGCCUUGGCUGAAAACUCAGGUCAUUUAGAAAGAUGAUGAGCAACCGCAGGGAGAGGCCAGAACCUGAGGCACCCCAUUAGUGACUUCUCUCAAGGCUGAAGAGCAACUAUAAACUGUUCCUGGUGAUGGCGUCAAGCUGACCGGUCGGGAGUUGCUUGGAUCCUUCCCCCCUCCCCUCUUUUUUUUGGAAGAUAUGGACAAUAUUUGCCCUCUUCCAUGAUGCUGGGAACUCUCCAAUCUUCCAUGAAUUCUCAAAGAUGAUUGGCAGUGGCUCUGAGAUUACAUCUGCAGGUUUCUUUAGCUCUCUUGGAUGCAUCUCAUCUGGCCCUGGAGACUUGAAAUAAUUUAGAGCAGCUGCAGAUUCCCACAUGGAGUUCAACAAAGAGCCUCAGCCUCAAGGUACUUUUGAAUGUGAAUUGUGUGGAUUAACUGCCCCAUAUAGCUACUAUGGGCAGAAACCGCCAAAUGCCUACUCAGCUGCCCUCCUGGAAGAAUGCUAUGUCAUGAAGGAUCCAUUCACCUCUGACAAGGACAAAUUCCUCAUUCUUGGAUCGCAGUGUAGUUUGUGUCACAAGUGUGUGUGUGUUGGCACAGACUGCAGCCUUUUCUAUUCAAAGAGAUUCUGCCUCCCUUGUGUUAACUUACACAUACAGGAGUUUCCUUUAGAAAUAAAGCAAGAUUUGGAAAAGAAAACCAAUUGCAAAUCCCAGCCUUCAAAUAAAAGAGAUUCCAGGGACUCAAAAAACCCGUAGUUUUUUCUGAUUCAAGUUUUAGAAGUGUGUAAAAAUAAAAGCCGGCUCUUAUCUUGUGAA